Molecule: messenger RNA, 288 nt
Organism: Brugia pahangi
Lineage: Eukaryota; Metazoa; Nematoda; Chromadorea; Rhabditida; Onchocercidae
Source: the annotation of a GenBank genome assembly
AUGGCAAAGAAUUCAAUUUCUCUUUUAUCAAUAAUUAUGCUACUAAUUGCUGCUGGAUUUCAAAGUACCACAGCUCAUUAUGGUCGUAAAAUUUCAAAUAUGGAAAAAUUAAAUUCUACGGCAUCAAAUUUACUUGAUUCGUUUCCGUUAUCAUCAAAUCAAUCAAUUUCAAAUUCAUCAGAUCCAUUUGCAUUACCAUUUUCCGAAUUAAAUUCAAGCAUAAAUACGGAACUCUUUCAAGAAUUAUCAAAAAUGAAUUUUACUAUUACAACAAUACCAUCUUUUUAA